CAUUCAUGUUUGUCACGCCCCAAAACCCAAUUUCGAGACGCGACAGACGCCGUGCACUCGUGAGACGAGUCCCACAAAUGCACAAGGCUCGGAACUUAUCAUACUGUACUCUGAUACCACCAAAAUCUGAAGAUCAAAUUAUAAGAUUUCUCAUAUCAUAAAUCUCCAAAUACACUCUAGCUUACAGAAUCAUAAUCUGUAUCUAAAAUCUAUAUCAAAUUCCAGGUGACUAGCCUUCUAACUCGUCACUCCACUCGGUUUCCCCCGUCCUCAGUAUCACUUCCUGAAAUGGUGGACAAGGAAAACUAUGAGAUAACUCAGUAAGUAAUUAUGGAUAACCCUUGGGUAAAACUUUUAAGCACGCCAGAUAAACAGUUUAAUAUAACCAAAACGCUCAGUGACAAAAUCAGAUUCAGUUUAAUUGCAAAACAUUCAAUGACAACUCGUCAAUGCAAAAUUCAGAUUCAGUUCAAUAACAAAACGUUUCAUGACAAACCGUCAAUGCAGAAGAAAACUCAGUUCAAUAGUCUCAUCUAUAAGUCAUGGCCAGCGUUUAUAAACCUCCCACUGGCGGGCACAGUAGUUGCCAAUGUUUAACCCCAUAGGCAAGGUUACAGAAGUGCCAGUGUUUAACAACUCCCACUGGCAGACGUCAGUAAUGGUGC
This is a messenger RNA of Rubroshorea leprosula, 665 nucleotides long. Lineage: Eukaryota; Viridiplantae; Streptophyta; Magnoliopsida; Malvales; Dipterocarpaceae. The record is from the annotation of a GenBank genome assembly.